AUGGAUCCAUUAAAGUACAUUUUCCGCCAACCCAUGCCUAUAGGGAAACUGGCCAAAUGGCAAAUGCUACUGAGUGAGUUUGACAUCACAUACAUAGCACAAAAGUCUAUCAAGGGACAAGCAUUGGCUGAUUUAUUGGCAGAAAGUCAAGUCGAUGAGGAUUCCGAACCACUCCGAAUCUACUUCCCAGACGAGGCAGUAUUAACGAAGGUAAGGACAGGGUCAACGGUUUUAGGUGGUCAGUGUCCAGCAAUAGCACCCGUACAUGCUCCGCAAGCUGCUAGGGAAGGCAUGAUUCUGACUGUUUCUAAGGGAUCCCAAACUCGAGUUGGAGCACAGAGUGCCGAGCAGAAGAGAUGGGAGAAGUUUUACAUGAUAAAGUCGCAGACUUAUGAUGGACAUCCGAAUGCUGAUGCUUAUGAGUUCUUGAUGAUUGGCGCCAAGUUGGGGUGGAGGGCAUUCUUAGAGACUAGGACUGUUGGAUCGCCUCUGCUAACUUGGGAGGAGUUUUCGAGAGUUUUCUUAGAGAAGAAGGUUCCUUUCAGCUUGCGUGAGAAGAGGCGUGAUAGGUUUGAUCAUCUUGAGCAGGGUUCUAUGAGCGUGACUGAGAACGAGAUGGAAUUUAAUGCCUUGUCUCGUCAUGCUUUAACUAUUCUACCUGAUGAGGCAGAGAGGAUCUGCAAGUUCAUUCGAGGGUUAUCGUAUCAUCUCAAGGUUGCUGCUAUGUUUGCUGUAGCUAUUCAGCCUUCACCGGGUGGUACUUCCGGUUAUAGUGGUGGAUAUAGUCCAAGACAGAGCUCUCAAUCGUCAUAUCCUCGACCAGGUGGUCGUAGUGGUUAUUCCCGUUCUUCUCCUCCGCCAGCAGCCCGUGGUGGAUGUUAUGAAUGUGGUCAGGCAUCUACUCUGAGGCCAGCUAGUCAGCCAUGGAGAGGUGGUUCCCAGAGUGAUAGAGGGAGUUCUUAUUCGGGUAGAGAUGGCACUCAGACCAACCGUGGAGGUGAUCGUGGGGAUUCACAGUCUGGUGUGGUGGAGCCCAGUGUUAUGCACUUCCGGCUUAAGAUUCGGAAAGAGGAUAUUCCCAAGACAGCGUUUCAUACUCGUUAUCAUUAUGAGUUUUUGGUCAUGUCCUUUGGUUUGACUAAUGCCCUUGCAACAUUUAUGGAGUUGAUGAAUGAUGUCUUUCGACUGUAUUUGGACUUCUUUGUGAUUUUAUUCAUCAAUGAUAUUUUGAUCUACUCUAGGAUUAGGGAGGAGCACGAGAGGCAUUUGAGGAUUGUUCUUGAGACGUCGAGGGAGAAGAGGCUUUAUGCUAAGUUCUUCAAGUGUGAUUUCAGGUUUAGUUUUGUGGUGUUUUGGGGGCACAUGGUGUCCAAGGAUGGUAUCAUGGUUGAUCCACGGAGGAUUGAGGUUGUUCGUGAUUGGAACAUGCCUACUACAGUUUCGAACACUUGGAGCUUUUUUGGUUUGGCUAGUUACUAUCCAUGA
Lycium barbarum (goji berry) is the source of this 1485-nucleotide messenger RNA. RefSeq lists its product as uncharacterized. Bases 1 to 1485 code for a protein of 494 amino acids. The record is from RefSeq and is a predicted model, not a curated record. NCBI's taxonomy places the organism in Eukaryota, Viridiplantae, Streptophyta, Magnoliopsida, Solanales, Solanaceae. The transcript has 8 exons.